Diaporthe citri is the source of this 594-nucleotide messenger RNA. RefSeq lists its product as uncharacterized. The record is from RefSeq and is a predicted model, not a curated record. The transcript has a single exon. NCBI's taxonomy places the organism in Eukaryota, Fungi, Ascomycota, Sordariomycetes, Diaporthales, Diaporthaceae. Bases 1 to 594 code for a protein of 197 amino acids.
AUGGGUGUUCACAUCUCAGAUAGCGAUUCUGAGCUCUCCAACGAGAAGGGCCAGACUACAACCGCCCACAAGCGGUCUCGCUGCCCCUGGAUCUUACUCGUCCAAAUCCUCAGGAAACACCAGGAGAAGCGAGAGCAGACAAGAAUCGAAGAGAUUCGAAUGCAAGUCAACAAGGAUCGUGAAAAGAUCGAGGCCGGGCGGUUCCGCUUUUGGCAGGGUACCACGUCCACGGAACAGAGGCGUUCGAUGUGGGAGGGUGGGCUGGACCCCAGCUCGUUGAAAUGUUGUGGCCGCACAUUCAGCACAAGCCACACUUACAAGCUCACCAUUUCGAGCACGAAAUCUGGCUCGGUUGAGAUCGUGAUACAUGACUUCCGCACUCCAGAGGGACGCGAGGAGGCAUUCAAGUGGUGGGACGCACGGUAUCGACGAGUGGAGACAUACGCUGACCGGACCGUCGACUUGUGCAAUUCUUGGGAGGAAACCUACCAGAAAUAUAUCAAGGAGCACCACCUCGUUGACCGCAAAAUCCUUUUGAAAGGAGGCCCCAAGAUCAACUGGACCAGAACCAAGGUGGAAAAACUUCCCAACUGA